UUAACCAUAACCUUAGAAAAAAAGUAUGUUUAUUAAUUUUUUCAUAUUGUAUGAUAUUGUGAGUGCAUAUCUUUUUGUAUAAUUUAUAUUUGAAUGCACCAAGUCUAAACGAUUCAAUAGGACUACAAAAAUUAGUAAUUAUGGCAAAUGAAAAAAUUGGAUCACUUGAAGAGGAAGCACUUAAACGAAAGGAGAGACUAGCAGCAUUGAAACAGAAAACUCAAGAAAGCAAUCAAAAUAAUCAACAACAAAAUGACACAUUGCCCAAACCAAAGUUUAGAAGUUAUAAGCCACAAGAUGAAAGCUUAAAAGAGAAUAUUUUGGAUGAAGCAAAACCAGGUGAUAUUAUAUCAGAAGUUCAAGAACAACUUGAUGCAUCAAAAACAAAAUUUACUGUAGAAGAAUUAGAAAUUGGUAAUUUAGCACCUCGUAAACCAGACUGGGAUUUAAAACGUAAUGUUGCAAAAAAAUUGGAAAAAUUAGAAAGACGAACACAAAAAUCAAUUGCAGAACUUAUCAGAAAAAGGCUAGAGCCAAAUCAAGAUGAUCUUCCACAAAUAACAGAAUAAAUCAUUGUUAAUUUAAAGAAAAAUUUAUAUAAUAAUAAUAAACAAUAAAAAAUAUUUAAUAACGCUA
Aphidius gifuensis is the source of this 636-nucleotide messenger RNA. Its product is annotated as coiled-coil domain-containing protein 12. The record is from RefSeq and is a predicted model, not a curated record. NCBI's taxonomy places the organism in Eukaryota, Metazoa, Arthropoda, Insecta, Hymenoptera, Braconidae. Gene Ontology annotation, cellular component: post-mRNA release spliceosomal complex; U2-type spliceosomal complex. Bases 141 to 569 code for a protein of 142 amino acids. The transcript is spliced from 3 exons.